Psammomys obesus (fat sand rat) is the source of this 1086-nucleotide messenger RNA. RefSeq names its product visual system homeobox 1 (gene Vsx1). Gene Ontology annotation, molecular function: transcription cis-regulatory region binding; DNA-binding transcription factor activity, RNA polymerase II-specific. The transcript has 5 exons. Gene Ontology annotation, cellular component: nucleus. Gene Ontology annotation, biological process: regulation of DNA-templated transcription. Lineage: Eukaryota; Metazoa; Chordata; Mammalia; Rodentia; Muridae. The record is from RefSeq and is a predicted model, not a curated record. Bases 1 to 1086 code for a protein of 361 amino acids.
AUGACCGGACGGGACGCGCUUGCGGAUGGAGGCUGCAGGAGCAGAGCCCUGGCGCCAGGCUGUCCUGCCACCGGCUCUCGCCUUCGAAGCUUCGCCAUCAGCGACCUGCUGGGACUGGAGGCCGAUCUGCCGACCCCGGCGGGGCCCGGGCUAGGAUCUGGCUGUGAAGCCCGGGCGGAGGCCGCGGGGUCCGGGCUGGGACUCUGCGGCUCCUGCCCCCCGCGCGGGGCUCUCCCGCUGGGGCUGGGCCUCCUCUGCGGCUUCGGGGCUCAGCCCCCCUCUGCGGCCGCUGCUCGCGCGCGCUGCCUGCUCUUCGCAGACCUGAGGCUGCUGCCGCCUGCAGGAGCGGAGCCUGCCGUCGCCCCGACCCCAGUGCGCCCGCCGCCUGCGCUAGGCUGCCAGCAGCGCAGCGAGAGCGUCUCCACGUCGGAUGGGGACAGUCCAUUUGAAGAGAAGAGUGACCCAAAGAUGUCCCCUAGCCUGGGCAAGAGGAAGAAGCGGAGGCACAGGACAGUUUUCACUGCCCAUCAGCUGGAGGAACUGGAGAAGGCAUUUGGAGAGGCCCACUACCCUGAUGUGUAUGCCCGGGAAAUGCUGGCUGUGAAAACGGAGCUCCCUGAAGACCGGAUACAGGUCUGGUUCCAGAACCGGAGGGCCAAAUGGCGCAAGCGAGAGAAGCGCUGGGGCGGCAGCAGCGUGAUGGCUGAGUACGGGCUCUAUGGGGCCAUGGUGCGUCACUGCAUCCCACUGCCUGACUCUGUGCUCAACGCCGCAGACAGCCUGCGGGGCUCCUGUGCACCCUGGCUUCUAGGGAUGCAUAAAAAGUCUACAGGGAUGAGGAAACCAGAAAGUGAAGACAAGCUGACAAAACUCUGGGUCCUUGACCAUCUUAAAGAAGGUGCUAAUAAGGGUCAGGACGGACCUGAGAGGGGCCCAGAUGAAACAAGCCUAAACCCUGAGGAUAACUUGGAAGAUGUGGCUAUUGACCUGUCCAGCUCUUCCAGGCAGGAGGCAAAGAAGAUGCCCCUGCUGUCCAGUGCUCAGGGACAUUCUCAUGCCCAGCCCCCAAAGAUGGGAGCCUCAUGA